Molecule: messenger RNA, 900 nt
Organism: Lathyrus oleraceus (garden pea)
Lineage: Eukaryota; Viridiplantae; Streptophyta; Magnoliopsida; Fabales; Fabaceae
Exons: 1
Coding region: 1-900 (299 amino acids)
Source: RefSeq, a predicted model, not a curated record
AUGGCUCCUACUAAGAAAAUGAAGGAAACACCUUCAAGUGACUUUGAGUAUGAUGUCGAACAGAAUGUCCAAGACAUCAUUACUCUAAACAAAUAUGUUGGGAAAAAGGUCCCUACUAAUAUGCCUGAAGUUCCCAUUGACAACAUCUCUUUUCACUCUAUUGAGAAUUUUGAAAAAUGGAAGUUUAUGUACCAAAGGAGGUUGGCUUUAGAAACAAAACAUGGGAAGGAUGCCCUUGAAAAUAAGGAGGUAGUAAGUCUUAUUGAGAAUGCAGGAUUAAUGAAAAGUGUUGUCGGGUUUGGUAAGUGUUAUGAAAUGCUAGUAAAAGAGCUCAUUAUGAACAUUCCUGAGGAUUGUGACAAUAAGAAGAGUAGGGAGUACACAAAGGUGUAUGUCAGAUGUAUAUGUGUAAAGUUUUCUCCUGAGGUGAUUAACAAGUUUAUCGGAAGGUGUGAGAAUGAGCAAGCUGAAGUAGAAGUAACCGAUAACAUUGUUUGCAAAGAAAUCACUUCCAAACAGGUGUCACAAUGGCCAAGAAAGGGAAAGCCAUCAGCUUGCAAGUUGAGUGUGAAGUAUGUUGUGCUUCAUAGGAUAGGAGCUUCCAAUUGGAUUCCUACAAAUCACACCAUAACCAUAGCUACAGGUUUGGGUAAAUCCAUUUACAUUGUUGGAACCAAAACCAAGUUUUAUUUUAAGUCUCAUGUCUUUGAGCAAACCCUGAAGCAUGCUAGUACUUUUGAUGUGAAAAUGCCUAUUUCUUUUCCCUCUCUAAUUUGUGGAAUAAUUCUGAGCCAGCACCCUGGGAUCUUGAUCAGUUCUGAUGCAGUAAGUAAGAGGGAAUCUCCUAUAUCCUUGCAUUAUAGGUUGUUUCAGGGACACAUGUCCCAAACAUUGUCAUGA